AUGGGGCGGCUAGGGGCCCACCGCCUCUUCCUGGUCGUCGCCUGCCUGGGGCUCUUCGGGGCGCGCGGGGCGCUCGGAGCAUCUUUUUAUGGUGAGAGUUAUGUGGAGCUCAACAUCCUCGAAGUUGCCUCUGAGUUCUCUCUUCAAUUAAAAUUUCAAACCAGCAAACCACGGGGAUUACUUUUUCUUGCAGCUGGGAAAAAUGACUACUGUAUAAUAGAACUACUAUCAGGAAACUUAUGGGUGAGGAUGAAUUUGGGUGCAGGUGAAAAAGUGCUCCUUUCUGAGCAAAGACUUCGUAUGGACGACCUGGUUUGGCAUUUAGUGGAACUGUACUAUGUUAACAACAGUAUCGCUCUAGUUAUUGACAAACAUUAUGAGACAACGAGCCAAAUCACUGGUGGGGUGCACAAUUUGCACUUUCAACAUGGGAUCUACAUGGGAGGCCACGGUGGACUUGAUGUCCCUUACCUGGACAGAGAGCUUCCCAAUUUCCGUGGAUGUAUGGAGGAUGUGCUGUUUAACCAGAAGGAGAUCCUUGCAUCCCUUAGAUCUUACCCUGGCUUUAAGAAAGUUUACGAAGUGUCACUAGGAUGCAAUGAUGAAUUUUUUACAGGAGUGGAUGAAGCCAUCAAUUUCUUUAGCUCCAGAUCCUACGUCACUUUCCCGGAAUGGAGGGUGCAUGGGGAGGGGCUAUUGGAAUUUGCUUUGCAGACUGGAAUGCAACAAGCCUUGCUUUUAUUUCAGUCAGGUAGAGAAGGAUAUUUUGCUGCUUUGGAAAUUGUUAAUGGUCUAUUGAGGGCUCACGUAGGAAGGAGCAAAAGUAACACCCAGCUCUCUUCUUUUAGCUUAGUUAGUGACAACAAGUGGCACAUUAUUCAACUUAAGUUCACUGGAAGGUAUCUGGACCUGAUGGUGGAUGGACAAGGGGUAAGGACAUUGCUGCCUUUGCAAAGCAAGCCAUUUGUAUCUGAAGGCCCCCUCUUUGUGGGAGGUCUUGAUGCCCGUAAAGUAGAAGAAGUUAAGAAGUUAGGAUUUGCCUCUGUACCUAGGAAAUCUGCUCGAGGAAUCUCUUUGAAAGGAUGCUUAAGAGGCUUGGAAGCCAACUCAGAAAAGAAAGCACUGAAGGAUGCCCUUGUUUCCAAAGAUAUAGCUGCAGGCUGUAAAAUGAGGAGUAGUGAUAAUGAAAAUCCUUUUAUAACAACGGGGGAAAACCUGCUUCAGUCAGAAUUUCCCCUUUCCACCACUGUCACCCAGGCAGGCAAGCUUACUUUUCAAGAUUCGAGCAACUAUUUAUUGAGUCUGGGUAACUUGGAGGUCCAGGAAGGUGGGCGAGCCUUACUGGAACAAAGGCAUAUGAAAGUGGAUGUGGAAUCUAAAGAUUUGGGUAUCCAUCGUUCUCAGAUUCUAUUUAAAAUAGAAGAAAUGCCCCUUCAUGGGUUCCUUCAGUUAGAUGUUUCCCCUGUGCGGGAAAUGGAGAAAGCUUUCACUAUGUUAGAUUUGGGGCAAGGGAAAGUUUGGUAUGUCCAUGAUGGUUCGGAAGAACCUAGGGAUUUUUUCACAUUUUCUGUUUCUUCCAGCAGCAAGCAGAAAAUGCCAUUUUAUCUGCAGGGCCAUGUUCCAUAUGUGUUCAACAUUACUGUCAUUCCAAUAAAUGACCCCCCACACCUUAAGCUUCCCGAAGGAAACUUGCUUCUCCCAUUUGAGCAUUCUAAGAAACGACUGACUCCAAAUAUAAUACAUGUGUCAGACCCUGACACAGAUUCCUUGAGUCUUACUUUCUCCAUUCUUGGCAACUUCAAUUCCGAUGUUGGGUUUUUAGAAAAUACCAAUGAUCCUGGGAAAGCCAUUCAGGGUUUUACAUAUGGGGAUUUAAGAGAUGGCAACAUUUUCUACGUGCACAGAGGUCCUCGGAACUCCCGGAUCCUUCUGAGAGCAAGUGAUGGAGAGCUGGUUAGCAAUACAGUAGUGUUACGGGUGAUGGCUGUUCCUUGGGACUUUGAAGUGGCCAUUAGAACCGGUGUAGUUGUCCAGCAGGGUGCCACAGUUCUGAUUACACAGAGUAACUUGUCGGUGGAGGUUAAUGGUGGACCCCACGAGAUGGAGACCUGCUAUGCCAUCACUCAGUCACCCCAAUUUGGCCAAAUUCAGCGGCAAGGGUCAAGUGGAGAAUGGAAACAAGUUAGUACCUUUUCUCAGCGUUCCAUUGAUCAGGGUCAGGUCCGGUACCAUAGUACAUUUCAAGAAUUACAGCUAGAAAAUGUUACAGAUCACUUUAAAUUUAAAGUUCAUGUAGAAGGAAAAGUCAGCAAAGAGCUACUGUUUCCGAUUACUGUACAGUGGCUAAAGUUUACACUUCUGAAAAAUGUUCCUCUAAAGGUCAGUAAAAUAAACAGACAAGUAUUGAGUUCGGAUCAUUUGCAGGCUGUGACAGAGGGUGCGGAUGUAGCUCAGAGGAAAAUGCAUUUUAAGUUACUGACCCCACCCAAGAAAGGAAAAUUGCUACUUGGCAAUAAAGUUCUAAAAACAAACUCAGUCUUCAGCCAACAAGACAUUGCAGACUCUAAGAUAAGUUACGAGCCACAGGAGAGGCCCAGGGACGACACACAAGAUACCUUUAGGUUCUUGAUUGUUGCAAAGCACAUAGAAUCAAAAAAUUAUACUUUCAGAAUAAACUUUGAAGCAGAUAAGACACGCAUUAUUGUGACUAACAGAGGAUUCUUUGUGAAAGAAGGAGAAGGCAAAUUAAUUACAAAAUCAGAAUUAUUUGCUCAAACCCUGGACAAUCAGACCUUCCAAUAUAAAAUCACCCAGAGUCCUCAACACGGGAAGCUGAAACUGAUUAACUUGUCAGAUCCUCUGGGAAGUCAUGACAACAUUACCGCAUUCACUGAUCAAGACCUAGUGGGUGAGCGGCUGAUGUAUGUCCACGAUGAUUCUGAGACCCAGCGUGACGAAUUCGUCCUUGUGGCCUCCGCCAUAGUACCAGGCCACGACGGAGCCAUCAGGGAUCUUGACAUGGAGCAUUUAUCUACGGAAAUCAAAGUUACCAUUUCUGUAGGGCUAAAGAAUGAUGAGAAACCAGUGCGUGUGGUCGAUAGGGUCUUUCAUGUUGUGAGAAACGGCCAGCGCCUGCUGACUCUGGCAGAUGUCUGUUACCAUGACCCCGACUCAGAUUUUGAUGAUGGACAGUUGCUCUAUACCCGCCGGGGCAUCCCAAAUGGGGACUUGGUGAGAGCCAGUGAUCUCUCGCAGACACUAUACCAGUUCAGGCAAGAUGACUUGCAGGCAGGGCGAGUCCUCUUCAGGCAUCAGGGUGCAGAUUCUGCCCGCUUUGUGCUGUUCGUGACAGAUGGUGUCCAUUACACGUCCUUCCUUCUCGAGGUCAGUGCAUCAGACCCUUAUGUCCAGAUAGCCAACAACACGGGGCUGCUGGUACAGAGAGGAGAGGACAGCAGCCUCACCGCAGCUAACCUCAGUGUCACCACAAACCAAGAUGUCCGAACAGACCAUGAGAUCGAAUUCCACGUGGUACGGCCCCCAAAACAUGGCAGAAUGCUGGUCAACCACUCAGUGUCCCUCGCAUUUUCCCUACAUGACUUGAAGCAAGGACAUGUGACUUAUAGGCAUGACGGCAGUGGCGAUUCUGAUAUGUUCAACCUGACAGUGAAAGUUAAAGAGAUAAUUGUAGAAGUAGGAGUCUAUGUGCAAGUGUACUCAGAAAACCACCAACGUGGCACCCAGAUUCUGCUCAAGACCCUUGUUGUUGAAGAAGGAAAACCAGUAAAACUGAGUAGACGAAGACUCCAGGCUGUGCAUGAAGAUAAUAUUCCUUCAGAGGCAACGUUCAUCAUCAGAAUCCCGCCAAUGCAUGGAUAUCUCCAAAAAUCUUUAGCAGAGGAAGGCAGCUUGGGUGCAGAUGAAAAGUCCCCUCAGAUUUUUACACAACAGGAUAUUGACAAUGGUAAUAUCCAUUAUGUACAGAAAACUCCUGACCAACAACAGGACCGUUUUUUACUGGAUGUGUUGAGUGGUUUCCCAGCUGUGAAUGGAAUUGAAAUCUUGGUGGAUAUUGUCCCUAAGCGGAUUCCUCUGGAGGUACAAAAUUUCACAGUCCAGGAAGGUGGUUCCAGAGCACUUCUGGAAGACUACCUCAAAAUUCCUAACAAGUAUUUUCAGGGAGUUGACUGUGAAUUUGUUCUGCUCAAACCACCGCAGCAUGGUUAUGUUGAAAAUUCUAAUUUUCCAAGAAUGAAGCUAAUGAAGUUUACCAGGAAACAGGUGGAAAAUGAAUUGAUUUACUAUGUGCAUGAUGAUAGUGAGGAGCUUCUUGAUAAUUUCACCAUCUUUGCAAGUAGCUCGGAGCUCGGAAAACAGAGUUUGCCCCAAACUCUUUUUGUAACUGUGGAAUCAGUAAAUGAUGAGACUCCAAUAAUAACAGCCAAUAAAAUCCUUCAGGUAUGGGUGAAUUCUGUCACUGAGAUUACCAGUGGUGACCUCUGUGCGGAAGAUGAGGACUCCUCCCCACAGGACCUCAUCUACUGGGUCACUCCACCCAGCAACGGGCAUUUGGCUCUCAAGUCCUUUCCUGACCAAAGCAUUCAGAACUUCACCCAGGCUCAAAUCAACAAGGGUCAGCUAGUGUUUGUACACACUGGAGCCAUGUCAGGAGGCUUUAACUUUCAGGUCACUGAUGGUUUGAGCUUUGCACCACGGCAAAUAUUUAGCAUCACCGCUCGAGCCCUGACCCUUCUCUUAGAAGUCAACCGAGGAUUGAGCAUCUUUCCAGGUUCCACGAAACCCCUUUCAUCCGGUGACCUGAGAGCUGUGACGAAUGACGCGGACAGCACAGGAAACAGAACUGUAACUUUUACCGUUAUAAGUCCCCCUAGACUCGGGAGGUUGGUGCGAGUAAAUCCUGACAACAGCACAGAGGAAGUUUCCGUGUUUACGCAGACUCUGGUCAGUGAACGGCUGAUCUUAUACCAGCAUGUGGACCAUGAGAACACUGGCUGGGCUGCAGAAGACUCUUUCACAUUCACAACAUCCUCCCCACCAGCAGCUCUAGGCCCCGAGGAGUUUUGUAUUACUAUAUCAUAUGAAAUUACUGAACCUGGUCGGCAGAGUCAUCUGCUUGCAAAUACAGGAAUUGCUGUCAAGGAGGGAGAUAAAGUUCUCAUUGGCCAAUCUAAUUUAGAUGCUUCCAACCUCUUAUUGAAAUUACCCAAAUCCCAGCAAUCUUCCUAUGAGAUCUGGUUCCAGGUUACAUCUCUUCCUCAUCAUGGAGCCAUUAUGGUUGGAGAGAGGAAUAUUACCAAAGGAAAACCCAAUUUCUCCCAGUAUAUAGUUAAUAAAUUUGGAAUCAUAUACCUUCAUGAUGACUCUGAAUCACUGGCUGAUAAUUUUACCUUUGCCGUUUGGCCAAAUCCAAAGAGUAAGUCUGCUGCCAAGCCAGAGGCUGACUUCCUUGAAGAGAUGUUUAACAUCACCAUCUCUCCUGUUAAUGACCAGGCACCAGAAUUAAAGACAAAGGGGCUUCGGUUGAAAGUUCUACAGGGCAACAGGGUAGUUGUGGGACCUGAAAAUCUGAGAGUGGAAGAUCUGGACAGUCCUCCAGAGGAGAUCAGAUAUAUGAUCAUCCGCAAUCCUAAUAAUGGCUUUUUGGCAAUGGCUCACGAUCCAGACAUUCCUGUUCACCAUUUUACACAAGCCGACAUUGACAACUCUAGGGUGUUGUUCAUUCAAGAUGGAAGCCCAUCCUCAGGCGUGUUUUAUUUUAGUGUGACUGAUGGUCAGCACCACCCACUCUAUAAGCUCUUCAACCUGGAUGUCAUCCCCAUCUCCAUCACCCUUGUGAACCUCACUGACCUACUUCUCCCACAAGGCCAGACAAUAGUGCCUAUCACCAAUACUCAUCUGUCAGCAAUGACCAAUGGGAGAAGCCCCCAAAUCACUUACAAGAUAACAUGGCCCCUCCGACAUGGGCAUCUGCUCAUUGAAAACCAGGUGAUCAUCAGCUUUGGGCAGGAAGAUCUGCAUUCAGGAAGACUCUCUUACCAUAUGACAAAUCUCACUGCCUCAGAGGACCAGCUACAUUUCUCAUUGUUUACAUCAGAAAGUAAUCUUACAGGACAAACCCUGAGCAUCAGAGUGCAGCCUUUACUGCGGGUUAUGUCAAACCUGACAAUUGCCAACAGAGUGCUUUAUCAACUGAGAAGAAAGGACCUUGAUGCUACUGAGCUUGCUAAUAGGACUAACAGUGAUCCCAAAUUUGAAGUGACAGAACCCCCUGUCCAUGGAAGACUUGUACGAAGAGUGGGCCGAGGCACUAAAAUGGAAAAUGCUACUGUAUUCACUCAAAGGGACAUUGACCAAGGAUUGUUAAUGCUUAAUCCACAUGCUAACCUGACAGGCAUCGAUAUGGUGAAUGACUCCUUCACUUUCCUGCUCAGGGCAGACCACGUACAGCCAGCAGUAGGUUAUCUCCCCUUCACCAUAGUGCCACCUGACCCCUUACUUUUGCAAACAUUUAUCCCUGAUGUUUCUUUAUUAGUCACUGCAGAUAACCUUGUGACUUCAGAUUUCUCUCAGGAAAAGCUUGUAGUUUCCUCAGAACCCACAGCACAGACAGAAAUGCUAAGAAAGAUGACUCAGACCAGGCAGCAGCAAGCAGAUCCCUGGGGACAACACCAUGGUAAAAAGCCUACAAUGGAUAGCAGAGCCUCUCCAACUAGGAUCAUUUGGCCACCAAACACCACCAGUGCCAGUCCUGGGGCACCCACCCAACCCAGGGAGAGUGAUUAUCUUGUGAUAGUCAUUGUACCCUUGGCUGUGGUGGUCUUCCUGCUGAUAGUAACUGCCAUGGCCUUGUGUAUCUGGCUGCUGGGCCGGAAGGUAGAAAAGGCAAAACCUCUUAUCAAGUCCCAGACGAAUCUGGAACCUACAACCCCAAGUCCCAGGCCAGAAAGGAGUAUAGCUGUUCCCACUGUCACGGUGACACCCCUUCCAAAAAACUCCUGCAGUCCCGAAGUCAGUCUUUGCAGGGACCCGCUAAGUGAGCAAAUGACUUCUCCAGCUACUGAGCCAGUGGAGAAAUGUGCUCCUUGGGAGACAUGGAUGAAUCUGGAUCCCGACAUGGUCAAGCUUUGCCGACAAACCAACCCAACACUGAGGCACAACCAGUACUGGGUGUAGACUGAGGGCUCCUGAGUCUACUCCUACAGACUGCUGUGCUGGGAUAAGUCCUGAGAUACAAAGGCAAAGAAAUGCUGGGUGGAUCAACUGAGAAACGCCUGGCUCCGACCAUCACUCAGUGCUCAGUUAUGGUCCCACGGUUAGAUGUUGGCAAGCGCUUAUUGUAGCUGAUACAACACUCAUCUGAUGGGCUCUCCACAAUGACCUUUGUAUGCUCUCCUCUGGACCUGACUCUGAGUGUAUGGUUUUGUCAAUAUUUAAACCCUUUACCAAAGUGCUACCAAAUAUGCUGGCCUAACUGGGUGCUAGAGUUAACGGAGGAAGGCUUUGCAUGUUUUUCACUGACUCACUCUCUAGUCAGCAGGGAAGGGCAGGAACUGUUUCAGCAAGUAGAAAAGGUAAUUUAUCAAAUCAGCAAGUUUGUUUCCAGUGUAUUUCUAUAAUGUCUUUUCCUCCUUGGAGCCUGUAGGUUUGAUUUCUAGUACAGGAAGUGCCUUGGUGCUCCAGAUAGUAGGACAGCUCCAUCCCCAGUGAAGUAUUCAUGGAGCAUAUUAUGUUUCAUCGAGAAGCUUUAUCUAUUCUGAUUUGUACAACCAAGUCUGUAGUACAUAUAUGAUUUGAAGCCCUGAAGAGUAGAAAAGUCUGUUCAGUGUUUUUGUGAUGCUUCAAUUUGGCUUAACUUCACAAUUAGUUGAAAGAAUAGCAAAUUUGUAUUUGACUUGUCUGGUUGAGACUACCAUUGGCUCAGUUGAUUCAAGCUUCAGUUUCUAUAACUGUAAAAUGAAGAUAUCAGUGCUUGUAUUAGUUGAGAAUGCUUUAGGUUGCAAAUCACGAGACAUUAGCUAUGAGUCAUUUAGAUUGGAGAUUGACAAACUUUAUUUGCACAGGACCACAUGGUAAAUAGUUUAGACUUUGUGGGCCAUACAUGGCUGUUUAUUUUUAACAGACUUUGUUUUUUUUUUUAACAAAGUUUUUGAAAUGUAAAAGUAGUUCUUAGUUCUUGCAUUUGACCCACAGUUUGCCACCUAUUGAUUUUGCUAAGCAAUAAAAGUGUUCCAACUAGCAGGCAGCCUGAGGUGGACAUUCCAAGGCUGGUUCAACAGUUCAAAGAUGUCAUCAAGGACUGGAACUCUUUUGUUCUU
Molecule: messenger RNA, 8336 nt
Organism: Suricata suricatta (meerkat)
Lineage: Eukaryota; Metazoa; Chordata; Mammalia; Carnivora; Herpestidae
Product: chondroitin sulfate proteoglycan 4-like
Exons: 10
Coding region: 1-7194 (2397 amino acids)
Source: RefSeq, a predicted model, not a curated record